GCUCUCAACGCUCUUCGCCGUCGGUAGCUUGUACAUAGCCAGCAACCACUCCACAUACACCGCUGUUUCUCCAAGUUCCUCCCGGUAGACCAUACGCUCCACGCCCUCUGCUCACCAAUUCGCUGCAUCUUCAUUCCGCUUGUUCCGGACCGGCAACGCCCGUCUAUUGUCAAUUCAACAUCCGUUGUCGGCGCAUAUAAACACCGUAUACGAGUGUCACUGUCAUUACUGCACAAAGUUCUCCUUCACAGUAGCUCAAAAUGCCCCAACAACCGCUCAAGCGCGUCCUGGUCACAGGCGGCGCAGGCUACAUCGGCUCGCACAUCGUGCUCAUCCUUCUCUUGACACGGCAAUACAAGGUGUUGUCCAUCGACAACAGUCACAACUCAUUCCCGGAAGCGCUCAAACGCGCAACGGAAAUCGCGACCGAGGCGCUCCCCGCAGACGCCACGGAGCAAGACCGUGACUCUGCGGUAGUGGAGGCGUUUUCCGGGGAUCUCAGGUCUCGCGAAAAUGUCGAGAAAGUCUUUGCAGGCAGCCCAGUAUGGGGUGUCAUCCACGUCGCCGCGCUCAAGGCGGUGGGUGAGUCCUCCGAGAUCCCCCUGGACUACUACGCUGUCAAUGUCGGCGCGACGAUCCAGUUGUUGCAGAUCAUGGCCGAGCACGGAUGCUACAACAUGGUCUACUCGAGCAGCGCGACGGUGUAUGGCACCCCGCCUGUUGUGCCUAUCCCGGAGACGACGCCGCUGAAGGCUGAGAGCGUGUACGGCCGGACGAAGGUCAUGUGCGAGACGAUUCUCUCUGAUGUGUGCACUUCGUAUCCGGAUAAAUGGAGGGCAAUCUCGCUCCGAUAUUUCAAUCCCGCUGGCGCGCAUACAUCUGGCCGAAUGGGUGAAGAUCCCAGAGGAAAGCCGGGCAACCUCCUCCCCCUGCUUUCCCAGAUCGCCAUCGGUAAAUUCAAAGACGACCCCCUCAAAGUCUUCGGGAACGACUACCCAACGCCGGACGGCACCUGUGUGCGGGACUACAUCCACAUCCUCGAUUUGGCGCGGGGCCAUCUGCUGGCACUGGAAGCGUUGUCAGACGAGCGUGCACCAGGGUCCAAGAUCUCGCCCGAUAUCUUCCCCAAACAAGGCGGCAAGUUCAAGGCGUACAACCUUGGUAAAGGCCGUGGUCAGUCUGUGCUCAGCAUGAUCGAAGCGAUGCGCAAGGCCUCCGGGUUCAACUACCAGUACGAGAUCAUCGGACGUAGGGUGGGUGACGUGCCUGACCUUACGGCGGACCCGGCGCUCGCUAGGAAGGAACUGGGAUUCGAUGCCCCCCUUGAACUGGAUACGAUGUGCGAGGAUCUGUGGAGGUGGCAAUCGAUGAACCCGGAUGGGUACGGUCAGUGAGGGAUGGGCGUUCUGAUGGAAGGCGAGAAGCAGGGUAAUUGAUGGUACGGAAGUGAAGCUAUGGUCGGUUAAUUAUUAGGUGGUCUAUUGCUCGGAACGAAAAUUGAAUGAUAUCAAU
Dacryopinax primogenitus is the source of this 1512-nucleotide messenger RNA. RefSeq names its product UDP-glucose 4-epimerase. Gene Ontology annotation, cellular component: cytosol. The transcript is spliced from 3 exons. Gene Ontology annotation, biological process: beta-D-galactose catabolic process via UDP-galactose, Leloir pathway. The record is from RefSeq and is a predicted model, not a curated record. NCBI's taxonomy places the organism in Eukaryota, Fungi, Basidiomycota, Dacrymycetes, Dacrymycetales, Dacrymycetaceae. The coding region runs from base 261 to 1394 and encodes 377 amino acids. Gene Ontology annotation, molecular function: UDP-glucose 4-epimerase activity.